GUGGAUUCAAAGUUUCUGGAAGGAAUGCUUCAUUUUUUUUUUAAAUUUCUAGAGUUUUCUUUAUUGAGCACAAAGUUUCUAUCCACUGCUUCCUUAAUGUCUGAUGGACAGGUAGAUGGAGUGGAAUUUUUGCAACUGGUUUCUUGCACAUUGAUGUCAAGUCAUUAUUUCAAACUAAUGAGCCUUUUAAAUUAAAUAUUUGAAAAGUGAAUUUUGCCUUGCAAAAUUAAACUUCUCUUAUACAAAGUGACUUUAUUAGGUAUGAAAAAUUUCAUUAACUCUUUUGUGAGAGUGAUUAAAAAUAAUCAUUUUUUUUAUGAAGCUUACACAUUUUCCAACUUCUUCCUAAUGACAAAGGCAGUCUUGAUGCUUGUGUGGUUUGAAGCUUGUCGGCAAAUUCUGUGUGGUUUGUGUGCAUGGUCAUGGCUAAUCCAGUGGUAUUUUAGAACGCUUAAAGAAGUUGGUAGUCUUCUUUGGAUUCAGUUUGGCAUGUGUGUGCUCAUGUACUGUUGCUAACUCCUACUCUCACCUGAAUUAGAUGAAAUUGCCAUUUGUGUAGGUUAAAAAUCAGUUUCAUAUGAUACCUAAGUAUUUUUGGAUGGUUGAACUUAGAUACGUUCAACAAUUGAGGAUACAUUAAACUUUUUUUCUUCCAGAUUAACUCUCAUUUCUCUAGUACCACAACCUUAUCAUUCAUUCCGUUGUUUGCCAUUAAGAAACAGAUAGAUGUACAUUGGUAAGAAAAUGGGGGUUUGUGAGCGGGAAGAAACUAGUUCAGUUUUGUUCCUUUUCCUGGUAAGCGCUUUUAGUUGCGUUUUGCUGUUUAGCAUCGCAGUUGGCAAGAGGGAUCCUCUCUGUGAGCUUCAUGGGUGGUGUUUCCUGGGAGCACUCUCCCUCCUCUGGAAUUAAAAGGAGAGGUGUCAACAAUCCCCAGGCUCAAGGCACCAGAAUUACCCAGUUCUCAUUGAUAAAAGACUGUGUAUCCUUGAGGAAUGUUGUCAUCUCUUCUCUAUAGGUCUGUUAAGUGUCAUUCUCACGUGAAGCUGCAGUUAGAACUGAAGUGUUGCUGUGCCAGUCUAGAAAGUUUCCAGAAUGACAAAUGUUGUCACUUCCUUUCUGCCAAGCUUGUUUGUAAGUGAGAGUAGCCGUUUGAUGAAAAUGAAAGAAGUGAUUCUUUUUAAAGUUUGGGUCCAAUUUUAAGGACAUUUUGGAUCCGAGUGUUAGAUUCUGUGUGGGGAAUUUAUUCAGGCCUUAGAUCACUUUAUUGCUUUUUAGUACCCACCUUCCAGGAUAAGAGAAAAGGAAGGAAGUGAAAUUUAGAUGACUCACUGAAACAAAUGAUCAUUGAUGGUGUUUGUAAAAGAUACGUAGAGGAAACAAGCAAUAACAGGAUAUUCGGAAUAGCAGCUGGCAUUCCACCGUCAUGAGAGGAAAUGGAGACUAGACUGAGUCUUGGGGCAGAAUCUGUGACUGUUUCCUUUUACAGCCUGGUGAAAGCGGAGAUGGCCAGCUUACUCUAACUGCGUCUGAAAAGGAGCUCCAAGCCCUCUUUGCUUCUGUUGCUGUGGUGGUUCUCAGAUACGUGCUAUUUGCUGUUUAAUGAGAGGGUGACCUCAGUGAUCAAAAAUGGGGAGAAAAGUAAGCAGAAUCCGUCUUGCUUCUGAACCCAGUAUAAUUCACUUUCUGCAGAUUUCUUGGGAGAAAACAGUGGGAUCUGGAUUUGUUAUCCUACUUACUGAUGGUCAGUCGGCAUGGACUGGGACAGUUUCUGAAACAGAGAUUACCCAGGAAGCUGAUGACAUGGCCAUGGAAAAAGAAAAGUAUGUCGAUGAACUGAAGAGAGCCCUGGUGUCUGAAGCAGGGCCAGCCGAUGCAUACAAGUUUAAUUUUUCUCAAGAGUCCUGUCAUUUCUCCUUUGAGAAAAAGCUGAAAGAUGUCUCAUUCAGACUUGGUUCCUUCAAACUGGAGAAAGUUGCAAGCCCAGCUGAGAUCAUUAGAGAGCUUAUUUGUUACUGCCUGGACGCCAUUGCUGAGACUCAAGCCAAACAUGAGCACCUGCAGAAAGAAAAUGCAAGGCUUCUGAGGGACUGGAACGAUAUUCAAGGACGAUUUGAAAAAUGCGUGAGUGCCAAGGAAGCUUUGGAGGCUGAUCUGUACAGACGGUUUAUUCUGGUGUUGAAUGAGAAGAAAGCAAAGAUCAGAAGCUUGCAUAAAUUGUUAAGUGAAAUUCAAGAACUAGAAAAGAACACCGAACACGUAAGGGAGACCACAGCCUGCUCUGAGCCGACUGCUGACCGAGAUGCAGUCUAUGAUGCGAGCACUGAUGAGGAAGGAGAGAACCUGGCUGGGCCCUCUGUGGCGGCUGCAGGUAAGGAUGAUUCCAUUAUUUCCAGUCCUGAUGUCACUGAUAUUGCACCAAGUAGAAAGCGGAGGCAGCGAAUGCAGAAAAAUCUUGGGACAGAACCUAAGAUGGCCCCUCAGGAGCAGCAUCUUCAAGAAAAGGAAAAUGUCAAAUUGCAGAGAGCAAACAGAGAUACAGGACAUGGAGCAGUCAUGAUUAGUGCUGUGUAUGUUGUCUGUCAUCUAAAUCUCAUGCAGACUCUGCAGGGUAGGUAUUAGUUUCUCCUUCUUAGUGGUUAAGCGACCAAGACUCAGCGAGAUACAGUCAUUUGCCUUGAGCAGCACCGCCAGUGUUUCAUUUCAGUCUGUUCUUGGUCCACUCCCUCAACAAGAUACGUGAUCUUUACAGAGCCAGAGACAUACGCAAAUAAUUCUGUGACUUCAAGGACAGUGAGGGAUGUAUACUAGCAGUAGGGUUCUGAGUUGGAAUUACUGGAAUUAGGUUUCAGAUUUUAGAGUAUGUUCUCAUUAGUGGUCAUUGAUGAGGGCAUUUAACAUGAAUCUGAGAGAACCGCUUGUGAUCUUUGCCAGUGAGGUACACAGGGAACUCAUUGUUAGGAUUACAAAUCCUUCUUCAGUAGCCUGUCAGUAUCAGAAAUUCACAAUGUGUUACUUGUAUAUCACAUUUAAUUUGUGUUCAUGGUUAAGCAGUAUAAUAAAAUUUUCUUUCCGAAAGGAAACCAGUUAACCUAAUUCCUCCUGAGAUAAUGAAGUGGAUUGAAAAGCAGCAGUGGUAAUUAUUAGCAUUUGAUAAAACAACUGUUAUUUUUCAACUGAGACCAGUAAUCAAUUUGGUAGUCAACUUUCAAACUAUCAAAGUGAACUAUGUGUAUCAAAUAUAAAAGAAAAUGUGUGGUAAAGCUGUUGUACCAAUACAAAUUCUAUAUAAUAAAACAUACAUAAUAUAUGAGAAAAUAAGAAUCAAAACUACUGUGGAAAUAUUUAACCCUAUUCUAUAAAAUGCUGGUAAAGUAUACUUAGAUCAAGGGUGAAGAAGGAAGGUCAAACUCUACAUUAGCAUAUUUCUUUUUGAUAAAUAUGCCUAAAUUUCUGGAAUUGCAUUUAAACAAGAAUGAAAUGACAUAAUGAUGAUGAUCCAGGACUGUCCAAUUUCUUCAGUCUGACACUUUUUUAGCUCUUCCAUACAUGCUUCUGUGUUAGAAGGACAACAGAUUUGCCCUCAAAACAGAUGUUACAUCUCAGGCAAAGCAAAGGUGACCUCCCCAAGUGCCCAGGCUAUAAAGCCUUAGCAUAGAGAGUAGACAGUAACAUGAUUAGUGAGCAACUGAACAUCAUUCACACAGGAAAAUCUAGCACAUUCUUCAAGUUCUGUAAACGAAAGUAAAAACUUUAAUGCGGAUGGUUUCUCAGAUUGUCAUACAUACGUAUGUCCUGUAGCAACCUGCUUAUAAAGUAAAAUCUCAAAUAAUAAAAUGGGAAAAUAGUAACAGAAAUUAGUAAGGUAACUUGCAUUUGUACUAAAUAACAUUUUAAUUGAUUAUUGUAAUAUGCUUUGGACAGUCUGAAUUAAUAUGCCUCUUCUAAUGUCUUAAAAAUAUGUUAUAACACAAGGUAAAUGUAAUUUUCUCAAUUUCCAAGUUUAGUCUAAAAAAUAGUGAUGCAGUGUUAAGUUGAAACAGUUUAGUACUGAAAUACUAAGCCUAUUCUGUUAAAUGAUGUCCAAAACUGUACUGUGCACAGUUUAAGCUGCUUAUCUAAGGUCACUCCACUAGUGAGUGAUUGUAAUUACACAGUAGAUUAAUUAAUGACAUACCCCUUACUGUUCAUAAAAGAUGAUAUGAAAGAGACUGCCUUUACAUGGAGGAAUUAUUUGGACUCAUGAAAUUUAGCCAUAGACCAGCUUAGUCAUUACUGAGUUAUUAUUAUCCUUUCUCAAUGUAACUGUUGAUUCAGCAUUACCUAGUCUCUGCUGCUUAUGAAACUUUUUGACCCCAUGGUGUUCUUCUUCAGUUUACUAUAGAUGAGAAAGUAUCACCUGCCUAUAAAACACACCAAAAAUACAUAAAAUAUUUGAUAGCUCCUUACGUACAUAUUCUAAGGAUAUCCAAUAGAAGUAAACCUUAAAUGACCAUGAUCAAAAUUCUACAUACUUCAAGGUUAUGCAUGAACAAAGAUAUUUUACCAGAUUCUUAGUCAUGUUAAACUAAAAAAGUUGACAGAUAAUGAGUUUAUUAUGCAGUUUUUAUCUCUUAGUAAUGAAGAAAUGAUCACACAAAUAGUUUCAAUUUUGUGGAUGACAUUACCACAACAUAUUAACCAUUAUAUUGUUAAAUUCAUCUGGGAAGCCUAACUUCAUUGGUUGUUUUCAAUUCUAAGUCUAUGCAAAAUUCAAACAUUUCCGUCUGUUCCUUACAAUGUAAUUUCUCCUCCCAGCACAGUUUUAUCCAGUGUAGGAGUACCGUAUGAUUUUACAGGACUCAGGAAACACCAAAAACGCUGUUUGUUGAAACAAGAGUUCUGACUAUUGCUGAGUAAAUGAGAUAUGGUUCCUGAUCUCAGAUUGCUUAGUGUGUGAGAGAAGACACGUGUUAAUCAUCAUUGCCUAAAUACGUAACUGUACACUUCCGAAGGAUUCAGGAGUUAGGGAGACAGCAAAAAAGGAUGUGGCUUGGCUUGAGAAUCAUCCUGUGAGCUGUGAUGGUGAAGUGAGAUAGUGGACGGGGCAGAGCAGAGUGCUCAGGUGAGGACACAACGGGUGAGUGCCUGCUCAAGUAGAACACGUGUGGGAUGAAGUGAGGGAGCAGGGAAGAGGGUGUGAGGUGGGCUGCAGGAGGCCAGAGCAGGCAGGUGCAGAGCCGCGGUAGGCAGUCAGCCUUUCCUAGGGUCUCGUGCAACAAGACUUUUCUCCUGUUUGCCCUGUCUUCAGCACUGCCUUUCAGUUCUUGUUAAGAGUUAUCAUGUUCUCACACUGACCAGUGUGGGGAGCAACUCGGACUAGACUGUUACUCGAAUUAAGACUUAUUCUAUGCAUCUGCACUCCCACAAUAUGGCGCUGGGAGAGGAGGAAACAGCUUCUACACAGCUGCCUCCAGUUCAACCAAUAAACAGCAGGACCUGCUCCUGAUUGGAGGAGAGCAGCGUGCUCGGCGUGUGGGUAGCAGAGUUGGGAUUGGUGGAAGAGGACUAUAAAGGAGGAGAGAGACAACAUGCACCAGGAACACCUGAGGAACAUCUGAGCAGCCCCCCAGAGAGCCGGCCGGCGGUGUGCCGCUCCCCGGCGGAAGUGGGGAAAGUGGCAGGGGGAACCGCCCUUCCACGGAGGUGGAAGGGUCGGUAGCCAACCCGGGAAGAACCAGCAGCAAACCCGGGGAGGGCUGAGCAGACAAAAGAACAGCGCAGGGUCCUGUGUCGUUCCUCCACGAAGAAGGGGAGCGACAGACCAGAAAACUCAAACAUAUGGGGGCAACAGUGCAUCUUCUUAGAUCUAGUGACCUAAAUUUAUCUAAAAAUAUCAUACUUUCCUUUUAAAGUUCUUUUUCAAACGGAUUAAAGUUGUACAAUUUUGAAUUUCCAGUAAUAAAGGUUUCAUUCUUUUGAAACACAGGAAGCAAGAAAUGGGCACGUGUUGGCAGUCCUGAGGUGCGCUUGAACUGCCAUUUUGCCCAUUUUUGGUAAAUAUAAAUCUUUCGUUAAGGAAACAUUUUAGAUUGUUAAUGAUUUCCUGCUUUUAGUAAGACUGAACUUGUUGGAUCUGGUACAUAUUGAUAAAUGCUGGGAAAGUCAUGUGACUAAUACACAGAGUAUGAUGACAGUCCCGUUCUGUCAGCGCUGAGAGUUGACACCCACAUGACCGUGUGCUGUGCUUCCCUUGCUCCUGUGUUGUGCCGGCUGAAACUGGGGUUUAUAGAGUCCUUUGGCAUGUCUUUUUACUUCUGUAUGUUAAACAAAAUGAGCCAGCUGACAAAGACUACAGAAGUUGUGAAAUUUCUUGUGUAUUUAUAGACUUUAGUUAUAUUUCCAGGUGAAAUCCUGAAUGUGAACAAGAAUAUGGUUGAAUUUUCUUUCUAUAAACCUGUAAGGGCAUAAUGUGUAUCUGAACAAAAUGGCCCUCUCUUUGGGCAUUAUUGGAUGUCGAGCUCACAAUCGUAAUGAAAGCAUGUUGUAUCAUGCAACAUAAUAGCCAAUUAAAGAGUUUUUCAUUUAAAUCUUCUUUAAGAGCUCUCAUUAUUUCUCUCAAUGUUCUACACAAACCUAAUACAAAUAUCUCCAGCUCUAUUCGUAUCAGUGAAUUAAAGCUUGUUAGUUGCAUCCUGUUGGUAUGAUCUGAGGUCAGUUGAGGCCCCAUAAACUAGUCUGAUUAUUCUAACAAAUUGAUUACUUUAUAUAAAUGUAGUCAAUUUCCCAGUCUUAUUGAAAUUAGCAGCCAGGUGAUAAAAUCAACCAAAUAACAAAGUGAUUAUAUUAAAUGGUUUGAUUAAUGUUUGAUAAUUGGCAUCUCUUUAACUGUUUCACUGUAUUUCUACCUGGAUUCCUUGUUUUCUUCUUCUAGGUGAUCUGUUUCUUAUUUCCAUAUGCUCGCUCUAUCUAUCAGAAGAAAACCAAUUUCAAGAUAUACUGAGUUUAGCUAUGAAACAGGGCUUAGCUAACGCCUCAUAGAGACAUAACAAUGAGAACCCCUUGUCCCAAUCAGAGCUGCAGAUCCCACAUGACCAAAGGAAACCAAACCAAAGUCACAACACAGCCAGCAUUACUCACAUGCCUAACAAGGGAAAUUAGACUCAGAGAUACACCAUACACACUCCAUUCCCGAACAGGAGCAUAACAUCUCCUGUGGCUGAGAGAAGAGCUAAACAGACUGAUAGGAACAAGUACUCCUAGCUUUCAGAUUUGGGUUAAGUGGAGGAAAGAAAUGCCACAGUAAGUAAUUCCUUUGACACCAUUUAAUGUUUCAAAUGUUCAUAAGUUUAGCACCCUUAUACAGUCGGACUUGGGAACUAUAGUAGGGUAUUAUUUUAGAAUAUGGAACCUCAAAAUUCUUGGAUAUCAAAGGUUUUUAAAAUAAAAGAACAUUUCAACCAUAAUUGUAGGAUUUUAGGCAUUAAAAAGAAGUACAAGAGAAAAAAAAAACUUGUUUUGUAAACAGGAUGGCGUAAGAAAAAUUUUUUUGAUGUGUCUAAGCACCUGCCUCUUCCUCUCCCCGUCCUGUGCUCAGGAAACCUGCUUAUCCCUGAUGGCCCUGCCAGGGGAAUGGGGUCCUUUCCUAAGAGAUUCGGGUGAUUGGAGUAUGUUAGGACACCUCUAAGAGGAGGUCCACAUCAACCAUUAAAGUAGUUUGGGCCAAAAGUACAAAGAAAUACUUGUAUGGUGUUCGAUGUUUUUAUGUACUCUUCGGCUUCUGCAGUCUAACAAGCAAAAAUAUAUAGGUUCGCAGACAUGAUUUAGUCCACAGACAUGAUUUAGUCUUGCACGUGAUGGAUGUCUUCUGAAAACACGAAGUUCGAGUACAUUGUUAAAACGACCUGAAAAAUAUUAUGAAAUCAUAACGUUUCACAGAUGUUGCUCCUUGAACUGCAGUAAAGGAGUUUUAGCUGUGUGCUCUAAAUCAGCCUUUCAGUGGUCCCAUUAAGAAACUGUGUAGCUGCAGUGUCUCAGAGGGGUAGUGAACUGGCCAAACACUUCUCACGCACACCGUGGGGUGAGUGUGUGAUUUAAUUUGCCAAGGUUACACAAUCUUGUCAGAGAACUGACGGCUACGGGGAGCAGGAAAGGGUGCGGUAUAGGUCAGCCUAUAGCCCAGCUGACACUGAUAAGCCUUUGCCUGUGGUAUGGUCUUCCUGGAGCCAGAGAAACUCAGUUCUUGCCUUUUUAUACUAGUCGCUCACAGCAUCAUCCUUGAAGAAACUGCACGAACCCUGCACUUUGUUUAGAGGAGUAAUUACAAACAUCAGGCUCCUCUGACCGCCUAACCACAGCUACUACUUCGUCUUUCAAAGCUGUGCAGGGUUCCAAAGAGCUUACGUCCCCCCACUAACCCGGCUGCAAUUCAAUAGAAUUGGAGCAUCAUGUGUCUUUGUACAUAAAUUUGCACAUACAAGUAAUUGAUUUUUCUCCUUAGAAUCAAUUCCCAAAAAUGGAAUUACUAGGUUAGAGGACAUGUAUCCUCGUCAGUACUUUGUUGUUUUGCAAGAAUUCAUCCAGAAAGGAUUUAACAAUUUGUACUCCCUCAUUCAGUGUUUGCCUUUUGUUCUUUUGUUUUCCAAUUCAUUUUGGUCAUUGACAGAUCCUUUCAAUCAAUGAAUAGUAGCCCAUUUAAAUUUUUGUAAUUAAUCAUUAGAGAAUCCAUAUUGUUCAGCUAUUUAUUGAUAUUGGGACUUCAUCUUUUAUUAUAUAUUCAAAACUUUAACUGAUUUUCAUUGGCUAUCUUUGUCUCCUAUUACUUUAUAGAAGCAGCUUGUAUCUUAAAUAUUAGUUUAUGUUUCUCUGCUGGUCACUUGUGUUUUCGCUUUGUAAAUGACAUUUGGUAUUCACCUAAGUUAUGCGUAAAAUCUAUUCCCUAGUAAUAAUGAUCAUAUUUAAUGUUCAUUGCGUAUUGAUUAUGCCCUAAACAUUGUGCUAAGCCCUUUACAUGCAUUAUCUCAAUUAACUGCACCCAUCACUUUGAUUAGAAAGCUGAUUCCUUGAGGGGUUAGAUAACUUGCUCAGAGACAGGCACUACAUCUGUGGUCUUCGAUCUAGGAGGACCAUACUUUAUAGCCACUCAAUUAUAUAACUAGAAUUUAUUUGAUUACUGUGUGCCAGGUUCUGAGGUAAGCACUUCUAUCUCAUCACAUUAAUUCAUUUAGUCUCAGCACAAUUCUUAUGAAUUCUUCUAUUUGUAUCUGUACCUGUAAAUAGCUGACUAAACUUGAGUUUCAGCAAGGUUAACUGCUUGCUCAAAAUUGCUGCAACACAGCCUUUGAGAUGGAACCAUAAGCUCUGUGACUGCAGGCUUAUGAUGGGCUUAAUACCUUGUCCCGCCUUCCUUUCAAGAUGGAAGAGAGUAGGCCUAGAUCCUGUGUGCAAGCUCUAGCUAAGGAGGAUGCUCUAGGAAGAUGAUACUCUGUGGUUUGUAAAGCACUGUGUUAACCCCAGGCUUUUAGCUAAAUAUUGGAAAAAGUUUCCUGGGAAUGAAAUGCUUUUAGAAAAUUUGAACGUGAAAAGCUUUCUUUUCUUGCAGUUUUUAUGGAAAAGAAGGUUAUUCAUACCCUUUUUUGUGCUAACUCAGCAAAUGGUUUUCUUGCAUUUAGCAAUCAAUGUAGUCUGAUGUUGGAUGAAAAUAGUAUAUUUGGAGGGAUGAUGUUGGAGGUUUGAUGUUGGAGGACUUUAUUUUAAAACAAUUGAUUUGCAAAGUAUGCAUUAGACAUAUAUAUGAACAGAGAGAGAGAGAUUUCAAAAGUGCUAAUUGGCCAUCCUAUUUUUUUUUUUCAAAAAGAACCUCUUUUCAUGUUUAUACCUUGAUUCUUAAAAAUUUGCUAACAAUUCAUUGCUUUCUUCUGGUUUAAAUUUCAAAAAUAUUUGGAAAGCAGCUGCAUGUGUGUUUAAUGGAGAAUAUGACCAUGAGAUUCAGGUAUCUGAUUCUUGUUGAAUUUUUGGUACCUGAACUUUAAACUUCUUUAAUGUCAAAUUAUGGACUUAAAAUGAAUGUUCAAUUGGUAUAUAUUUACUUUAGUCAUCAUGAGCAAACCUCAUUUUCUACACAACUUUAAUUUUAUGAUAAUGUUUAUGUUAGUUGCAAAAGUAAACACAGGGGUGGUUUUACAACGAGAUAGGUUUUUAUUAGCUUCCCUCCGUGUUUGCCUAACUGCUCAAGCUGCAGCUCUCACUCCUUGCCGCGGGUUUUGAUUAAUGGGCCCUUGGACUCCUUCCAGAGUACACUGAUUACGGUCAGGGCACUUCCAAGAUGAUUUAUUAAUUGUGUUUGCAACUAAAAAUAAUUAAGGAAAGAUUGAUCAUAUUAUUAUUACAGGUUUGCCAAUAAAACCAGAAGUAGCAUUCUAAGAUAAAGUUUUUCUAAGCAGGUAUUUUUUAAAUGUACAAAAUGAACAAUAUAUUAAUAUUUUUAAAUAUUAAUUUUUAGCCAUAGUUUAUGGCCUUUUAAAACAUGAGUAUUAAAUGUAUCAGAGGCUUAGCCUUGAAAGUGCACCUAUUUUAAGCUGAUUUUAACAUAGUUUCAGGAUAAUAUGUUUCAGUAGAACUUACAUAGGUAUUUGAAAAGUACUUCCAUGUUUAUAAUUCACCCUGAAACAACCAUUGCUACAAUUCCCCCAGGCUAUGACGUAUAUUUAAAUUUCAAAUUACUGACAGACUCAAAUUUCAUUUUUUUUUUUAAUUUAAUAGGAGUCUGUUGUAAUCUUUCUGAGUUUUAUGUGAAGGAAAUUUAUCAUGUAUCAUAUAUACUAUGCCCCUAGCAUUUGAAAGAUUUUGGUACAUAAAACUUCUCCAAAUUUAACUUGAUAAUAAUUAUUUUAUCAGACAUUUUUAGGGUUUAUUUUAAGCAUUCUAUGCACAGAGAAUAAUGUGUAAAUGCUUAUUAUACCUGAUGAGCUGGGUUAUGAAUCGAAAGAAAUGACUCCCUGCUCAUAAUUCAUAUCAUUCAAUAGUGAAGGAAAAACGAGCACUUUUCUAUUAUUUGCCUUACGGUAUUCAAAAUUUACAUUGUAAUGGCAAACGUCAGUAUCGUCUACCAUGGUAUAUAUCUCAAUGUAAAAUAGGUGUUUGAUUUGUAUUAAAACAUGCUGAAAUAAAGUGUCUGUCAGAGCAGAACUGAAGGGCUUUUUCACGAUGUCUGAAAUAGAAGCUAGUUAUGUCCCUAGUAAGGACGCAUGAUCCUCCAGAGUGAAUGAGAUGUGAGCAAACAGAAUAAAGACAUUAGGCAUAAGAAUAAAAAACAGUAAACCUAAGAAAUUGAAAAUACACAUCAAUCAGUUAUUGUUCAAGAAUUGUGUGGUCAUUGGUAAAUCAUUACUAAAGAACAAGGAGUACCAAUACUUGUGUAAGCAUCAUUAUUUAUUUUCAGUAAAUUUUAACAUAUAUAUUUUCUUUAAAUAUAAAGCUUUUACAGUGAUCUUAUUUUUAAACAAUUGCUAAAAAUUAUAAUUUCUCUAAGCCAGAAUUUUAUGUGUUGCUUCAAAAUAUACUAUAUGUAAAAUAAACAUUGAACAAAGUAAUUCUGUCAUUACCAGUCACUGCUUACUACUGCAAAUACCAUUUCUAGAAAUACACCAGUAAGAGAUAGUCCCAGGCUGUGUCUUCAGCAAUCAUUGUUUAUAAAAUAAACCAAUAAAGGGAGUUUAAUCCAUAAUACACAUGCAUAUCUUUUGUUUUGUGGCCACAUGGUAUUUUCUGACAAACUGUAUGUAAUAAGUCUACAACUUGGCUGUAGCAAUGUCUGCAGUGUGCCAAGUCCCACAAUAGCAUAAGAACUAUGUAGUUUUAGAGGAGACAAAGUUGAUUUUGCAUAUGCAAGACCAUCAAAUAAGGAGCUGUUAUAAUAUACGACUGGCCAGGAAGAGGAGUUAGUUAAGUCUGGCUUUGCAGGGGAAUGGUUUUUCCAGAAGUGUGAAGGGAAGACAGAUAAUACAAGGACUAAUCGUUGAGGGUAGUCUACAGAACCCCCUUCAUCCCAGCCUGCCUCUGCAGGUUUUACCAGUGCGGGUGGCCACUAGCCCAGAGGCUUCGUGAGACAUGACUGUCUGUUGUCUUUGGGAUGCAAAGGAGACUUCCAUGUGUAAUUUGGGCCUCUUACCAAUAAAAUGAAGAGGCACACAUCCCCGUGACUUGUUCUCCCCUCUCAGCCCAUCUCCCAGCUAGCAUAAGGGAAUUCAUCCCGGGAGAAGGGGCAGCAGCAGACAGGAGGAAUCGUGGGUCCAGGAUGGUUGACAUGGAGGGAGGCAGCAUAUUCUCCAUAGACUAGAGAAGAAAGUGACUUGGCACUUGCUGCAUCUUUUUCUUAAAGAACCUUGAGAUAUCCACUAACUAAAAAGAAGAAUUGUCCUCUUAGGGGAACAGACUACACAGGAAGGAGGAAUCUGGAGGGUCCAGGGCCAGUCCUCCAUCACGCAGCGCCUCAUUGUAACAACUUCUGUGACUAUUUUAAAAUUCACUUUAUAUAAAUGAGGUUGAGCAUCUUUUCCUUUCUUUAAUCAAUUUUGUGUAUUAUUUACUGAUUUUUACUCAUAUGCUAACUCCAGUCGAUCCAAAAAUAACAUCUAUUAAAAGCAGUUUACGAAGACUAUGACUUUAUUCUGUGAGCUUUGGAAAAUAAGACCCAGAAUCUUUCCUAUGUCAUAGCCAAAACGGAGAAAGGCAAAAAUGUUCACUUCUUUAAAAUCACUUAAAUAUCUGCUUUCCAAAAGCCGUCUGAGUGCCAGUCCACAUCGUGGGCUUUGAACUGCUGACCAGUGUGCUCUCACUUACGAUGACCAGAUACUGCUCUCACACUCCCCAGGUAGCUGGAUUGCUGCUUGGAUCUUUGGAGCUCUUCAGCUCUGUUUCGUGCAAAUCCUUCAAGGAUGUCUAAGCCUAUAUAAAUAAACAAACAAGCAAAACUAACAGAAGAAAUCACAAUGAAAAAAUAUAUGUGGGUUUGACCUUACUAAAAUCUCUAUUUUAAAAUGUACAUACAGUAUUCAUAUAUGGGAAGUUUAGAGAAAAAUCAAUAGCAAACACUGUAAAAAAUACUGUUCUUAAGCAUUUGUUGACAUCCUGUUGAUUUAAAAAAUGCUGAAGCUCCAACAAGUCAGUGCUGGUGAGAAUGUGAUCCGACACAAGAUUUCAGAAGGACAGAUUUGAUAACAUGAAUCGAAUGUUGUGAAAAUGGCAUACCUUUGACCCAGAAAUUCUGUUUCUGAUCAUUUGUUUUAGGAAAGUAACACUCUAAGUGAAUAAAAAUAAAUGAGAAAAAAAUACAAUAAAAGGUCUUAGAAACAGUAUCAAUUAUAAUCAAGAAAAUCUGUUAACAAAGGAAGCAUUCAAUAACGUGACAUAGUGAAAUUGCAUCAAAUUAGAUAAAAUAUUAUUAAAACCUGUAAUUUAAAAUUUCAGUAUAAAACCAGGAUAUAAAUUAUAUAUACAGAAUAGUCUUAUUUAUGAAAUAGUGUGUAUAGGAAGAAAGAGUUUUUAUCUUAAUAGCAGGAUAGGAAUAGUGUUUCUUUUGAUUACUGUGUAUAGCCUGUGCCUGUUUUCUUGCUGGGCUAUGGUCUUCUUUUUAGAUUUUCUUUGUUGAGCUCUUUAUGUAGUGGUGCAAAUGCCGUUGAUCAUAAUGUAAAUUAAAAAUAUGUUAUCUCAAAAAUAAUACAUAAGGUAUUUUUAAAAGAAUAAGAUUGGUAAGGUAGGCAGAUUUAGAUCAUGAAGAAGCUUGCUUACUGAGCUUAUUUAUUUAGACUUCUUUUAUGAAUGCGGCAAGGUCAGUCCAAUGAACUUUAGGAGAACUUCCCUGGAAACCGCAUAUUGGAUGGAGGGAAAGUUGACGAACAUCCAUGAGGGCUGAGGGCGCAGGAUGUUAAAGUCAUCUAGGAAGAGGUAUCUGGAAAGGAUAGUGAUUGUUAAGUGUGAGGGUGAUUGGAGAGGAAGGGUGUGGGUUAGGAAACCCUGAAGGUCGCUCCCUCUCAGUACCGAGGGCUGGGAAGCCUCAGCAGUUGUUGAAAGUCAUUUGGUAAACAUGGCCUUUACCAAAGUCGGUCAUCUGUCUUCCUUUAGGAAUCAGCCUACCACAAAAGCUGGGUAAACAAAACUUGGUGGUCACGAGCUUUGAUUUCCCAGAAGACGUGACAAGCCCUCUCUCCCUUGCUGGUAUAGUUAUAUGCAGAAAUGUAUGUGUUAUGAGGCAUGAAAAGUCUUUUAUUCAUUUUUAUUAUUUCAUUUUUUAGUUUAAUUUACUGUAUAGGUUAGUAAAUCAGCAAGCUAUCUUCAAGCAUGCUUUAAAGUUUGUCACUCUGGAAGGUGUACUGUGGCCUCUAAAAACCUUUGCUGUGGGGGUUCUUGUUAGCUCCAGUCACAGGAAAUAUUCCUCCUGGACUUGUAUUUUCACUGUAAUCUGAAGUCAUAAGGUUUCUCUUGCCUGGGGAUAUAUGAUAUUUUGCUUAUGGACUGCAGAGAAAAUUGAAUUUCUCAAUGCCGGAAUCUGUUAUGGAUAUAGUGCUGAUUUUUAAAAAAAGUGUUUUCCCUGGGGCCAGGAUAUGGGACUUUCUAGAAGUUUCCAAAUUAUAGAGGUUAAGAUAUGAAUUGCAUUUACAACUGAACCUGGCAAACCAAGGAAGUAAUAAUAUUAUUUCUAUAAAAUCAAAUAGAUCUGUCUGUCUGUAUUUCAAGGAAACUUUAAAAAUCAUUUUCUGUUUACUAAGAUUUAUUACUGAUUAAGCAAUAAAUGACAUCAUAUAAAACAUAGAAACUGUUGAAGAGGACACUUCAUUUGCUCUCACCUAAGUGAGAAAUGCAAAUGAAAACCUUGGCCUUCUCACCGAACAAAACAAUCUUGCAAGUCUAACACAGACUUUUGGAGUCCACAUAAACUGUUAGGAACAUAUAACAGUAACUUUCCUUUUAAGAAAGAUUGAUUUAUGUAUUUCAAAAUCAGAGUUAGAAAGAGAGAGAAAGAGAUCUUGCAUCUGUUGGUUCCCUCCCCAAAUGGCCACAACAUCCAUGUCUUGGCCAGGCCAAAGCCAAGAGACAGGAACUCCAUCCAGGUCUUCCAAGUGGGUGGCAGGAGCCAAGUACUUAAGGCAUUUUCCAUUGCUUUCCCAGGCCCAUUAGCAGGGAGCUGGAUCAGAAGUAGAGCAGCCGGGACUCAAACUAGCGGCUGUAUGGGAUGCCAGAGUCACAGGUGAUAGCUUAACCUGCUAUGCCACAAAGCAUGUCCCAAACGAUAGCUUUCAAAGAAUGCAAACAAACUCAGAAUAUAAAAGAAAACUUAGCUUUACAAAUGCCAACUAGACAAUGCUUGUAGACCUCUGCCUUUAAUCUCCACCUUACUACAGUAAUGAAAUGGGUAGUAUGUGCCAAGCACUGCGUGUGGUGCUGGGGCGACAGCACAGAUAGACCGGGUGCAGAUUUCUCUCAAGGAGGAGAUGGUGUUGCAGAAACAAUCAGUAAGCAAUAGCAACAGAACAUGAUAGUGAUGGAUGCCAUGUGGCAUCAUAGUUCGAGGUGUGUUUGGAAUAAUUAGAUUGAAUACUAGAGGAAAGCACAAAUAUCAAAGAAAAAAGUACCUUUUAUUCAUAAGCCAUGGAUGGACACACAAAUAAGGACUGCAAAUGAGGAAAUUUGUUUGACAGAGUUCGAAAAUUAACCUUCAAAAUUGGGAAUUCAGUGCAAGUUGACAGAAAAAAAAAAGUAGAUAUUGUACACUAGCUUAAUAUCUGCACAUUGCAGAUACUUAAAAAUCAUCAAGUAGAUGAAGUGGGAAAAGGAUAUUUUCCAUGAAGAAAAUAAAAUAUUAGUUUGUAUUCUGGAGCCAGUGCUGUGGCAUAUCAGGUAAAGCUGCCACCUGCAGCACCAGCUUCCCAAAUGGGUGCAGAUUCGAGUCCUGGCUGCUCCACUUCUGAUCCAGCUCUCUGCUAAUGCAUCUGGGAGAGCAGCAGAAGAUGGCCCAAGUGCUUGGGCCCCUGCACCCAUGUGGGAGACCAGGAGGAAGCUCCUGGAUUCUGUAUUCAUAUUGGCCCAGAUCUAGCUGUUACAACCAUUUGGGGAGUGAACAAGCAGAUGGAAGAUCUCUGUCUGUCUCUCCCUGUCUCUAACUCUGCCCUUCAAAUGAAUAAAAUAAAUCUAAACAAAACAAAAGAAAAAACGGUGGUUCUCACUUAGUGGACUCUUUCUCUUUUGAGUAAGUGGUACUACUGUCUAUACGGUAAUGAAAGCCGAAAUCUGAAAGUUGUCUGCAACCUCUCCCAUCCCUAGUCCUACAUCCAGUUGAUCUGCUGAUCCUAGGCUUUCUGCUUCCAGAAUGUCUCUUAGGUUUAACUAAUCAUUUGUUUUCCACUUCUACUGCCAUUACUUGGUCUAAGCCACUAUCAUCUCUUACCUGGAACACUGCUCCCUUUUUGUCUUUACACUUGCGCUUCUCUGACCUCAGAUGCAUUCCUCACAUGUGAACCUCUGAAAACACAUUUCACUGUAUAUCUGUACCUCUCCCCUCUCUUUUGACUUCCUAGUCCUUUCCUAGAAUAUUCCAUUGCUGUCUCUUUGUACCUAAAAUCUAAACAUGUUCCAUAGAUUAUGUUUUCUGGAUGACCUUGCCCCUCUGCCAUCUUGAAUCUAAUUGUGCUAUUUAUUAAUGGGUUUGAAAAACAUUUGUAUUGAUCACCGUCUUGGUGCCAAGAAGUGAAAUAGGCGAUACAGAAAGAGUGUUGAACCAGAGACAAGAGAUCACUUACAUAUAUGUGGUAUGAGACAUACAGUAAUUAGGGAGAAAAUAGUACAAAUAAUUCUGUGUGUCAAGCAAAGAAGUAAAGUCUUGGGAUAUGGGUAUGCAUUCUUGAGUGGCCACUUCAGAAUUGGUCGUGAAAGGAGUAUCUGAUGAUGUGUAGGCUGAAUCGUGAAGGACAAGGAGAUGGUCUUGGAAGUGUUGGGCUGAAGAGUGUUCUAGGCAGAGAACAGCCAGUACAACAUUUCUAAACUGAAACCAACAGAGCAACAGAAAGCAAGCUACUGCUGCAGGAACAUUGCCGGCAUGGGGAGAGUGGCUGGUACACAGUAGGUCGGAGAUGUGGGCAGGGCUAGGUUUUGUCAGACCUUGUAGGUCAUGGUGAGAAAGUUGGAUAUUUUUCUUAGUUGUAAGCUAUUAAAGGGUUUUUUGCCAAAGAGUAAGUAGCAUAAUUAAUUAAUUUUAUGGAAGGAUCCAGUGGUGACUAUAUGGAACAGGAAUCGGGCAGUGCUGCCAUGCAAGGAUGCACAUGUUUCUUUCUUCCCUCCCUACGCAGAGGGAUGUAGCAGUAGUGAUUAAGAGGGUCCUCUAGGAAAGAAGUGAUGAUGGCGAUGGCUAUUAGGGUGGCAAAGAUGAAGCUGAUGUUAGGCCUAGGAAACAGAGAUUUGCUGAUGGAAUAGUCAGCGAAGGGGAAGAGGUAAAGAACGAGAGGUAGUGAGGUGGGUCAGAGGAGCCAGGAAUGAUUUCUGUGAUUUUGGCUUAAUAACUGGGUGACAGGAAGACUAAGACUUGGGCAGUGUCAAGGAACAGGAACAGGGCUAGGGCAGAAGAUUAAGAGUUUGGUUUGAUCCUGGGGCCGGAUUGUGGUGCAACAGGUUAAGCUUCCACGUAGAACACCAGCAGCCCAUAGCAGAGUGCCGGUUCAAUUCCCUGCUGCCCUGCUUGCAAUCCAACUCCCUGCUAAUGCAACUAGGAAGGCAGUAGAGAGUGGCCCAAAUGUGUGGGCCCCUGGGAUCCACUGGGAGACCAGAAAGGAGUUCUGGGCUCCUGGCUUCAGCCUGGCCUAGAUAUGGCUGUUGCAGCCAUUUGGGCAAUCAACCAGCUCUCUCAUGUGAAUAUGUGCUCUCUCUAAUACUUGGCCUUUCAAAAAAAUAAGGCUUUUUUAAAAGAAAGUUCUCUUUAUUCCAAGUUGAAAUUGAGAAGCCAUUUAAGCACCCAAAAUGAUUUAUGAGAAUACAUCAAAGUGUUUCUGGAAAAUGGAAUUAAUAUGCAAGUUUAUUUUGGUGUAAAAAAAUUUUGAAAAUCAUACAUACAAAGAAUCUUCAAAAAAUUCAUGAAAAAUGCUUAUUGUGAAAGAACUAUGCGUGGAUUUCAAAAAUGUUUUGUUUCAAAAUAAACUUACUGGAGCCGACGCUGUGGCGUAACAGGUAAAGCCUCAGCCUGCAGUGCCAACAUCCCAUAUGGGCUCCCAUUCAAGUUCCAGCUACUCCACUUUCAGUCCAGCUCUCUGUAUGGCCUGGGAAGGCAGUAGAAGAUGGCCGAAGUCUCCUAUGCACUCACAUAGGAGACCCACAAAAAGCUCCUGGCUUUGGAUCAGCACUGUUCUGGCUGUUGUGGCCAAUUAGGGAGUGAACCAGCAUUGGAAGACCUCUCGCGCACGCUCUCUCUCUCUCUCUCUCUCCUUCUCUCUUUCUCUGCCUCUCCUUCUCUCUGUGUUACUCUGACUUUCAAAUAAAUAAAUCUUUUAAAAAAAAAAGAUAAACUUACCUAGAUGCAGAGAAAGCAUUUGAUAAAAUUCAACACCAUUUCAUGAUGAAAACUUAGCAAAUUGGAUAUAGAAGGAGCGUUCCUCAACACAAUCAAGGAAUUUAUGACAGACCUAUGGCCAGCAUACUAUUGAAUGGGGAAAAGUUGAAAACAUUUCCAUGGAGAUAUGGAACCAGAAAGGGAUGCCCAUUCUCACUACUGUUAUUCAAUAUAGUUCAGGAAAUUUUAGCCAGAGCCAUCAGGCAACAAAAAGAAAUCAAAGGGAUAUAAAUUGGGAAGUUAAACUAUCCCUACUUGCCGAUGAUAUGAUUAUAUACAAGGGAUCCAAAGGAUUCCAGUAAAAUACUAUUGGAACUCAUAGAAGAGUUUGGUAGAGUGGCAGGAUAUAAAAUCAACACACAGAAAUUAAUAGCCUUUGUGUACACAGACAAUGCCAUGGCUGAAAAAUAACUUCUAAGAUUGUUCCCAUUCACAAUAGCUACCAAAAAAAAAUCAAAUACCUUGGAAUAAAUUUAACCAAGGAUGUCAAAAAUCCUAUGAUAAGAAUUAUAAAACAUUAAAGAAAGAAAUAGGAGAAGACACACACACACACAGAAAUAAAGGAAAAAUUGUCCAUGUUCGUGGAUUGGAAAAAUCAUUAUCAUCAAAAUGUCCAUACUACUGAAAGGAAUUUACAGAUUCAAUGCAAUACUAAUCAAAAUAUGAAAGAUGUUCUUCUCAGAUCAAGAAAAAAUGAUGCAGAAAUUCAUAUGGAAACACAGGAGAUCUCGAAUAGCUAACUCAAUCUUAUACAACAGAAACAAAGCCAGAGGCAUCACAAUACCAGAUUGAAGACAUAUUAAAUGACAGUUGUAAUCAAAACAGCCUGGUACUGGUACAGAAACAGAUGGAUAGAUCAGUGGAACAGAAUAGAAACACCAGAAAUCAACCCAAACAUCUACAACCAACUUAUAUUUGACAAAGAAGCUAAAAUCAGUCCCUAUAGCAAGGACAGUUUCAUUAACAAAUGGCUCUGAAAAAACUGGAUUUCCACACGUGGAGUAUGAAGCAAGACCUCUAUCUUACACCUUACACAAAAAUCCAUUCAAAAUGGAUUAAAGAUCUAAAUUUACGAUCCGAUACCACCAAAUUGUUAGUGAACAUUGGGGAAACCCUUCAAGACCCUGGGAUAGGCAAAAAGGUCUUUGAAAUGACCCUAGAGGCACAGGCAAUCAAAGCCAAAACUGACAAAUGGAAUUACAUCAAAUUGAGAAGCUUCUGUACUACAAACCAACACUCAGCAAAGCGAAGAGGCAACCAACAGAAUAGGAGAAAUUAUUUGCUAACUAUGCAACUAGUAAAGGAUUAAUAACCAAUAUAUAUAAAAGAGAUCAAGAAACUCUGCAACACCAAAACAAGCAACCCAGUUAAGAAAUGGGCAAAGGGCUUAAACAGGCAUUUUUCAAAAGAGGAAACCCAAAUGGCCAAAAGACACAUGAGAAAAUGCUGAGGAUCCUUAACUGUAAAGGAAAUGCAAACCAAAACCACAGUGAGGUUUCAGCUCAUCCCAGUUAGAAUGGCUUUCAUCCAGAAAUCAACAAACAAUAAAUGUUGGUGAGGAUGUGGGAAAAAAGGUAACCCUAGUCCACUGUUGGUGGAAUGUAAACUGGUACAGCCAUUAUGGAAGACAGUAUGGAGAUACCUCAGAAAUCUGAAUAUAGACCUACCAUUUGACCCAGCCGUCCCACUCUGGGGAAUUUACCCAAGGGAAAUGAAAUCAGCUUAAGAAAGAGUUAUCUGUACCCCCAUGUUUAUUGCAGCUCAGUUCACAAUAACUAAGAUAUGGAAUCAACCCAAAUGCCUGUCAACUGAAGACUGAGUAAAGAAAUUAUGGGAUAUGUACAUCAUGGAUUUCUAUACAGCAGUUAAAAAAAUGAAAUCCUAUCACUUGCAGCAAAAUGGAUGAAACUGGAAAACAUCAUACUUAGUGAAAUAAGCCAGUCCCAAAGGACAAAUACCAUAUGUUCUCUGAUCUAUGAUAACUAAUAGAGCACCUAAAAGGUAAUAUAUGGAAGUGAAAUUAACACUUCGAAAUGCAAUUACUUUGAAUAGCCCUUGUAUUGACUGUAGAUGAACAGGUUUUUUUAGUACUAUUUGUUGAACUCCUUACUUAGUAUAGAGUUAAUCAUUUGUGUUAUAAACUUAAUUGAAAAUAUAUCUUAAUUAAAAAAAUAAGAAUGAGAAUAGGAGUGGGAAGAAGAAGGGUGGUAGUGUGGGUGGGAGGGCAGGCCGGGUGGGAAGAUUCACUGUGUUCUUAAAGUUGUAUUUAUGAAAUGCAUGAAGUUUGUAUUCCCUAAAUAAAAGGUUUCUAGGGAAAAAAAUAACUUUGUUAUAGUACAAAUAAAAUAGAGACUAAUCAAAUACAAAAAAAAAAAAAAAACCUUAACCUUUAACUCCAUUUUCCACGAACUUUUUGAAGACCUCUAAAUAUGCUUAUAUCUCAAAAUUGUCUUGCAUCCAAGUAAACUUACCUUUAAAUUCCAUUUUUUUUUUCAUGAAUUCUUUCAAGUUCCCUUAUAUGUCAGGAGGACAGAUAACUGUUACAUAGAUACCCCUUGGUUUGGAGAUGGAGUAAGACGGAAACUUAGGGACCAUAGUUAUGUGCAGUCAGUUUUAAUUAUUUGUAGUAGUCAUGUUCCAUAAAGUAGCUGAAUUAACGAAUAGUGAGUCAUUGUCCUGGGGAAGUUAACUCACGCAGGGUCAAGUUCCUGGAGGCUCUGGUUGCCCUUACAUCAAGUCAUCAACACAUAGCCUGGUUGUAUAUGUUAUUUGUGCCUAAAGGACACCGUAUCUGGUGAUAUAUUGUUGACUCAUUAACAUUGAACUCAUGAACAACAGCAAUAUAGCACAUGCCUCAAUGAAGCUAAAGUAACAAAUGCAUUUUUGCUGUUGGACACAUCACAGAUGGCUCUUUUACAUCCUAGACAACACUCAGAAAUGCCCUUGAGAACCAUUUUAUUUUUUUAAGAAAGCUUUUAUUUAAUAAAUGAAAGCAAAUUUCAUAGGUACAGCUUUAGGAAUAUAGUGGUUCUUGUCCCCCACUUUGUACCCACCCUCCUACCCCCACUCCCAUCCCACCUCCUACUCCCAUCCCAUUCUUCAUUAAGAUUCGUUUGUUUUGUUUUGUUUUGUUUUGACAGGCAGAGUGGACAGUGAGAGAGAGAGAGACAGAGAAAAAGGUCUUCCUUUUGCCGUUGGUUCACCCUCCAAUGGCCGCCGCGGCUGGCGCGCUGCAGCCGGCGCACCACGCUGAUCCAAAGGCAGGAGCCAGGUGCUUCUCUUGGUCUCCAUGGGGUGCAGGACCUAAGCACUUGGGCCAUCCUCCACUGCACUCCCUGGCCACAGCAGAGAGCUGGCCUGGAAGGGGGGCAACUGGGACAGAAUCCGGCGCCCCGACUGGGACUAGAACCCAGUGUGCCGGCGCCGCUAGGUGGAAGAUUAGCCUAUUGAGCCACGGCGCCGGCAAAGGAUUCGUUUUUAAUUAACUUUAUAUACAGAAGACCAGCUCUAUGCUAAGUAAAAAUUUCAGUGUGUGUGGGGGUGCCAAUUGUUGAGGGCCAUGUUAAACAGCAGUAUCCCCAACAAAAAGCACAAACACACGAGAAACGUGGCACCCCAUAUAUCACAAAAGGCUUGUUGGUUUGCAGUGUGAAUCUGAGAACAGAGGCAAAGGCUUGUUCAACCCUGGCUGCGAAUGUGAGCCUUGGGAACUGAAGGUUUUCACUGCUGUGAACAUGCAUGUCUUCAGUUGACAGGGAAAGUCUUGAGAAUGGAUUUGGGAGUUGCAAAUAAAGUCUAGCAAGUAGGUAAAUACAGACUCCAUGAAUACUGCAGAUCAUUGUAGCGGCAAAUGAUUACUCAGAUUUUGAAUAGAGGACGCUCAAAAUUAAGCCCUAUGACAUUCCAAGAUUUGGGGAUCCAGUAGGACAGUUAGAGGCCAAGCUCUGAGAAAGAGAACGGAAGGCAGGAGGAAGCAAAGUGGCUGACUGAGUAGGAGCUAGCAGUGCACUGCCAGAGGAAGGCGUGGUCACCUCUCCUGUGCUACUGAGAACCUGGGUAGAAGAGGGCCGGGCAGCUGCAGGGAAACCUGACAGAUGACCAGCUGCGGUACAACGAGGUGGGAGUUAGAACAUGCAGAGUGUGGGGGCCUUUCAGGACAAUGAGAAGACGAAUGGAAACACAGCCAGAGAGGGCCCAGGCUUCAGGGAGACUUCCGUGUGCUUGUUGCAUGCAGGAGGAGAGAAAUGUCUUCUCCCGCUUCUGGCAAUGAACAAGCCAAGUUAAAACUGUGGUCUUCACCACGUGCCUCAGAAUUGCUUGGCCCUAGAGUUUCUCUCACAUAAGAUGGCAGGGACCUGACCAGAUAAGAUUACCUGAUUGACUUUACAGGUAAGAAAACAGCCCACAACCCUGGUCCAGGCAUGCAUUCUAUAAUCUGGCUGCCCGUGGCUGUGUUUUUGCUUCACGGCUCACUGCCUGGCAGGUGUUAGGCCAGCCACUUAAUGUUUUUAUACUUAGGUUGCCUUAAUCAACACAAAAGAUAAUGAUAUUACCUACAGAGAUUUGUGGAAGUUAUGAGAGAAGGCAUAUAAAACCCUUAUCCCAGUGCCUAGCACACAAUUAGCACUCAGUACAUGUUCACUGUUACCAUUAUUGUCACCACUUCGUGUGUCGGAUUGUUAGUUCUUCGUCCCAUGUUUGUAAAACACAGGUUUUUCAGCUCUCUGCACAUGCCCCACCAACGUGUAGGGUGGAGAAAUGUCUUUAGUGAGAAUUUCUUUUGUGAACCAGUAGAAAAUCCCUUGUUUAAAGUAGGGUUCUCCAGAGGAGAAGGUUUUCCUCAUAUAAAAUUUAUUCAGCAACUAUUUGAAGGCCUAAUAUUUGCCACACCCUGUUUAUAACGGAUACGAUAGUGAACAAACAAGUCUCUGUUUUCACGGAGCUGAGAUCUCGGUAGAUUCACUGCUGCUUUCUUUGUGUUUGUACUUCCCUGGUGCCUAUUUAAUUCUUAUACCGUCCAAAUCUUUUGUCUGGAUGUGUGUCUCACAUGUAGCUUGCAGUUGGGUUUGCUGCAUUCUGGGGGAAAAAAAAAAAAAGAGCUUUACCUUAAUAAAGAUUCACUUUUUUUUUUUUUAUUUAAUGAGCAUAAAUUUCCAAAGUACAGCUUAUGGAUUACAAUAGCUUCCUCCCCCCCGUAUCUUCCCUCCCACCCACAACGCUCCCCUCUCCCACUCCCUCUCCCCUUCCCUUCACAUCAAGAUUAAUUUUCAAUUAUCUUUAUAUACAGAAGAUCAAUUUAGUGUAUAUUAAGUAAAGAUUUCCACAUUUUGCUCCCACACAGAAACACAAAGUGUAAAAUACUAUUUGAGUACUAGUUAUGGCAUUAAUUAAACACCUAAGAGUAAUUGUGUAUUAAUUACAGAGUUCAACCAAUAGUUUUAAGUAGAAUAUAAAAUGCAACUUUUGUAUUGUUGAGAUUCACUUUUAUUUUAAAAAAUUAUAAAUAGGAAAUUUUUUAAAAUCUUGAAGUCACAGAUUUCACUUGUUUUCAAAGUCUUGAAACAUAUGUCUUUGACGGUUUAGAAAAGCAUGUUUUUAAGAAAAUAAACAAAAGAUGAAAGAAUUAGGAUUUUUUUUUUGAAAGAGACAAAUGGAAGAGGAAGGAGGGGAGGGAAUAAGAAGGAAAGGGGGGAGGGAGUGGAGGGAGGGAGGGGGCUCGCAGUAGGAAAACACACAGAGGUGAAAAGUCCAUUUUUCUUGCUGUCUGGGUUCCUGUGAAAUCUGCCAAAGGCUCCUUGGAGGUAGCAAUUUGUUCAUUUUUUUUAACUUAGCUGUCAUUCUUCACAGAUCAUCUUCUUUCUUGAAUGUUAAGUUUUGGUAGUCCGUGAUGUUUGAUAACGUGCUACCAGAGCUGUUCCAUGUAAAGGAACCUCAGGACGCAGGCCCAGGGUUAGCACAGACCAGCCCGCCUGCUGCUCAUGCUUCCCAGGGAGCUGGAGGUAAGACCUGCAGGUCGAAAGGGAAUUUCUGCACAACACACGAGCUUCUCAAACAGGCGUUCACAACCGAAUAGAGGGGAGCGGAAGGGGUCCGGCCCAAAGAAUACCCAAAGUAUUCCUGCAGUAUCUUUCAGUGACCCUGCUCUACUUUAUCUUCAGUAACCCAACCAAAAUUUUGUUUUGGUUAAAAUCACCUGAAAUUUUGAAAACUUUUGAAAAAAAAAUUUUAGGGGCCGGCGCCGUGGCUCACUUGGCUAAUCCUCCACCUGUGGCGCCGGCAUCCCAUAUGGGCACUGGGUUCUAGUCCUGGCUGCUCCUCUUCCAGUCUAGCUCUCUGCUGUGGCCCAGAAGUGCAGUGGAGGAUGGCCCAAGUGCUUGGGCCCUGCACCUGCGUGGGAGACUGGGAGGAAGCACCUGGCUCCUGGCUUUGGAUCGGUGCAGCGCCAGCCAUAGCAGCCAUUUAGGGGGUGAACCAAUGGAAAGAAGACCUUUCUCUCUGUCUCUCUCUCACUGUCUAACUCUGCCUGUCAAAUAAGUAAAAAAAAAAAAAAAAAAAAAAAAAAAAUUAGAAGAUUUGUUUAUUUGAAAGGCAAAGUGACAGAUAGGGGACAGAGGUCUUUCAUCCACUGGUUCACUCCCCAAAUGGCCACAUUGGCCAGGGCUAGUCCAGGCCGAAACUAGGAGCACAGAAUUCCAUGCAGGUCUCUCAUGUGGGUAGCAAGAUCCCAGUUACUUGAGCUGUGUUUCACCUUCUUCCCAGGCACAGCAGGAUGAAACUGUUUAGCAAAGUGGAGCCCUGGGGCUGGUGCUGCAGCAUGAAUGUUCAGUCUCUGCCUGCAAUGCUCAUGUCCCAUAGGCACCAGAUCCAGUUCUGGUUGUUCCUCUUCUCAUCCAGCUCCCUGCCAAGGUGCCUGAGAAAGCAGCAGAAGACGGCCCCCAGCUGCUUGGGCACCUGCACCCACAUGGGAGACCUGGAAGAAGCUCCUCGCUUUGAUCUGGCCCACUCCUGGCUGUUGUAACAUUUAGGGAAGUGAACCAGUAGACAGAAGACUGACUCUCUCUCUCUCUCUCUCUCUCUCCCCGCUUCUUUCUCUAUAUCUCUGCCUUUCAAAUAAUUAAAUAAAUGUAAAAAAAAAAAAAAAAGUGGAGCAGCCAGGGCUUGAACCUACACUCACUACCCAAUGGGAUGCCAGUGACAUCGUGAACAGCACCUUAACCCACUUUGCCACAACGCUGACCCUGAAAACGCCUGUUUCUUUUGACAUAUAUUAUUUUAACAUGUUUUCUUUUUUUACUGUCUUGCAUUUUCCUUUAAACUUUAAAAUGAUUGUGAUCAUAUUUUACAUUUCAAAUUAUUUACAAUGAUAGGGCAUCCAACUCAGUAACUCACUCAUUCUGAAUUUUAGAGAUAUCAUAGAUCAGUGUAAACUCUGAAUCUUAUAUUUAUUACUUAUUGUGCUGCCAUUUGGACUGUUAGCAAUAAAGGGAACAAUAAUAUCAAUCUAAAAUAGCAUACCAUAGUUAUCACUUGUACUAUUUUCUUUUUCUCUUGAAUCAGAUAAUUAUGGUCAUAGUAUUGGAGUGGAAUUCCUCUAUUAACUAAUCCCAAAUAAAUGUUAAAUGUUCCUGUAACUUUUUCAUGAAUAUGUGUGGGACAAAGUCUGCUGUAUAUGAAAGCCUAUUUGAUGCAGUAAUGUCCACUCUUCGGCCUCAGUUCAGCUUUCCGUAUCUGACCAGAUGCACAGUCUACAGCAGGGUCAUGCAUGUGGAGUACAGUCAUGUUGUAAGUAACAGCGACUUAGGAAUAGUCAUGAACUCUGCACCAGCCUCUCCUGCCGUAAAAAGGUGGAAGGAGAAGACAAGGAGCAGUUUGGCGCUCGAUGUUCUGCUCAGACACGCACCCUGGAUUCAGUCUAAAGGGAAAACGUAUCUCCAUUCCCCCAUCUCUCAGAGUGCCAAGCAUCCUUCCAUGAUCAGAGCAGCACAGGUGACAGUAACUCUUUCCAUUCAUUGUGGCCCCUACAUAUCAGGUACCCGUGUGUGGUUUCCCGCUGUUGAUGGGAAACGGGUCUCCCUGUCCCUGAAAUGCGCCAAAAACCCACUGAUCCAGUUGAGCUGAUGCGGUUGAAGUUUCUGGGUCUUCCCAGAGAGUGUAUUUUCCUGAACAAUCUGAUUUUCACAUUAAUUCCUACACUUAAUUGGAAGCCAACCACUAAACAAACUAUAGCUCCAUAUAAUUUGAAAAGCAUUUUAUCUUCUAAGUGUUUGUUCGGCAAGCUUAAUGAGCCCAAGUGUAUCAAGGUUCUUUGAAUUGAAUAUGGAUUUCACAUGUCAGUCUGUUGAUGGGAGUUACUGGCCGUUGAACGCCCAUAAUUUAAUAUAGUCUCAGAUACAGUGCAGUCUCCAGGGAGAUCCGUGGGAUCCCACACUUCUGUGGGUUGGGGGGUGUCCUCUUGCCAUUACACCUAAUUUUUGUUGUGGUCGCUGCAGGUGCUCCUUAGGACACCCCACUGUACCACCUUCUAAGGGUGUGUGGCAAGCAAGGUUUACACCCUGAUUCUGACAGCCAGUUGUGUGAAGUGGGCCAACCUACUUAAUCACGGCAAGCCUCAGUAUUCUAGUUUCUAAAGUGGAAAUAGCAAUACUCACCUCAUUUAAACAAGGAGCUGAUAAAUCUAGCCUGGCAGGUUGCCACUGUAGAGCUCACUCCUCUUCCCUUUAUCAUCCCCUUGCAGGGUCCAGCUAUCUAGAUUGGAGUGCAAAUUGUCCUUCAAGUCAGGCGAAGGACUUGCAGUGAGAGAGUACUACACAAGCAUUCACUUUUUAAUUUUACUGUUUAAGAAUUCCUGGUCUAAUAAUCUUUAUCAUCUGAAAUUCCACAGUAAUUGUAAAGUGCCCGUAGGUAAAUACAGAAGGGUUCCAUUCUGAGAUCUGCCAUGUACCUGGGAUGCAUUCAGUCGUAAAUAUCUUUGCACAAAGUGUUUGUGGAGUCUGCAGUAUGAGCCAGGCCCUGACCUAGGCACCGAGGUGAUGGUGGUGAGAAAAACAGGAAACAUCCUGCAAAGACUGGAAGACAAGUGAAGCAAGGGUCCUGGAAUGAGCAGAGCUGGCGUACACAAGGGGCAGAGAAUGGCCCUGCAGUGGGAAAGCGGAGUGGGACGUGGUGCAAGUAGGUGGUGGCCACGGCUGGUCCUGACAGCUCGUUCAAGGGCCCUGAGGACCAGCAGUCCUUAGAUCUUAGGCGAAGCAGAGUGGAUUUUAAGAAGAGGAGUGACAGGGUGUGGUUUUGUUUUCAGAAGACUGCAGGGAUCAUUAUGUGGAAAAUGGAUUUAGGAGUGGGAAAUAGAGAUCAGCCAGCUCCUCAGGCUAGACCAGGUGGAAGUCCGUGGAACCCUCGGCUCUUUGAGGGCAAACCGUGAGGAGUCCCCAGAUCCCUCGGGCUGGGCUGCUGCUUCGACGUAGGCGAGUAAGGGGGAGACAGCAAUCAGGAUUACUGUGCUUCAGCACGAGAGGUUGGGUGAACCGUGCAGUUCUCAGAGAUGGGGAGGGCCGAGCAGACGCAGUCUCGUCAGGCAGGAAAGUGAAGCACGCUGUUUCGGCUGCUUCAGCUUAAAACACUUCCCCGACAUCAAAGCAGAAUCGCCAGGACAGAUGAAACUGGAGUUGCUGGAGAAGUGCAAUCUGGAGACCAAGCUUGCAGCAUCGUGGGCACGUGAGACGCGUGACCAGGACCUCAGAGUGAGAGCAGGUGCCGGGCUGGGGCGUUUCUCUCCAGCAGCGAGCGGAGCCGUACUCGUCAGGUGUCAUGGCAGGAUCCAGGCUUCAUUCUGUAAUAGAUUACAACAGAAAUCCAGCCAAAUUUUAAAUAUCUGUUUUGUGGAUUCUACCUCUACUUAAUGUGGUUCCUUUCAGAACUGUGAUUUUUAAACUCAUGCAUAGUUUUUCAUAAUAUAUUUUUCCUGGAGUUUUUGAAGAAUUCUCAUAUGUAUACGUUUCAAAAAAAAUAACUACACCAAAAUAAACUCACAUUUUCAUUAAAUUUUGCAUAGAUUUUUAUCGUAUUAUCCCAGAACUGGAUUUAAAUACAGUAUUGGGGAGAAGAGAAGGUUCUUAAUGGACAUAAUUGCUUUAUUGAAAUCACACUUUAACUUGAACUGUGCACACUUUAACUUGUAUAAUCAGUGAAUCAAAAGAAUGUGUAGGGGCCUUUUUAAAUCCUAGCUUCAAGGCCUAGUCAGGUAGAGAAAACAAAGAUAUUUGAAACCCUAAUAGAGCAAUUAUUUGAGUAACUGGGACAGUCAUUAGUUCUGUUCACCAAAUCUUUCCAGCUCCCUGCCUUCUGGGCACAUGGUACAUUUGGACUGCACAGCCACAGUUGAAAGAGACCAGGCAGCCAGCACUUGCCAGCAGGUUUUGAUUCAAAGUGACAUGUGCAGCUUCUGAGCCAGAGAGCUUUCCUUCCUUCUGCCAUAGCAACUGGCAGUGCUGGUGGCUAUCUGUCCUCCUAGGAUGAGGACAGCGUGGAGCAGACCCUCCAGGCCACCUGUGAUGGAAAUAGAACACAAAUGAGAACGCAGAGCUUUAUGGUCUCAAGCCACUGAGAUGCUGGGUGUUCGUCACUGCGUAUAACCUAACCUCUUCCAACUAAUAGGACGCCAAGUCUUGGCUAGCUGUGCUGUAUUCUUUCCACGGUCAUAUACUUAAGUGUAUUUAUUUAAUUUUUUAUUUAUUUGAGAGAGAGAGAGAGAGAGAGAGCUCCCAUCCACUAAUUGACUCCCCAAAUGCCGGCAACAACUGGGGCUUGGUUGGGGCAGGAGCCAGGAGCUGGGCUUGCAAUCCAGGUUUCCCACGUGGGUGGCAGGAGCCCAGGUACUUGUGCCAUCACUGUGUCUCCCAAGGUCUGCUUUGGCAGGACACUGAGUCAGGAGCCAGAGCCAAGAGUGGAACCUGGGUUCUCUGAUGUGCGAUGUGGGCAUCUAACCACCGGGCCAAACCGCUUCUUUAAGAAAAAAAAGGGACUUUAAAACAACAUUUGGUUGAAAGAUUAGUACCACUGCCAUGAACUGAAUACUGAUGCCUUUAUAGAACAGACUCAGAAUAAUCAAUAUAGGACAACUAUAAAUUAUUUGAUGAGUUUUCAAAACAAUUUAAAAAUGUCUUGCUUAAUAACAAAUACAGAAGUUUUCAGCUUUCAGUCAAUAGGCAGGAGGAGUAGAUUUUAUUAUGCACAGAGCUGUUUCACAAAUGCUCUUUUAUAUGCUUGUCACUGUCAGACAAAUGCAGUCACACUCCUAUCCAGAAGGUUAAAAGAGAAAACACCCAGAGAUUGGACAUCAUUUCGCCCCACCUGAUGACUCCACUUUCCAUUCAGCUUGCGUGCUGUCUGGCUCAGUUAUUUAUUGAACUAAAAAAAAAUUACACUCCACCAAACUGAAGCUGUGGUCUUCAUUCCCAGGCAGUACUCAGAGAUGAACCACAAUGCAGAUGGUACAGAAACUUAUCAGCUGAAUAAUCUGUAGCCAUGGAAUUGCUGAGGUGGGAAUAGAAUGAGGUAGUACUUUCUGUUUCUUUAGGAAAUGUUGAAUGAUCUCUGUCUUACUCCAUUCGCGCUGCUCUACUGAAAUACCACAGACUGAGUCAUUUUGAAACAGCAGAACCUUACUUCGGAAGGUUCUGGAGAACAUAAAGUUCGAGAUGACAGCAGUGGCAUUUGGCACGCGGUGGGGGCCUUCCUGCUGCACCCUCCAAGGCAUAACCCUGUUCCUCCCACUCUUCCACUAGCCGCGAGCCCAUUCAUAAGGCGGAGCCCUCAUGACCUCACUUGCCAACAAAGCCCCACCCUUUUAAUACCACCCCAACGGGGAAUGAGUCUCAGCAUGGAUUUUGAAGGACAGCCUCAGUUAAGCCAUGACAAUACUUUCUCCAAUAUCUGAUUGUAAACUGGCAUAGAAACUUUGAAGCCUAGUAUGAGGGUCAUUAUCACGGUUAAUGUGUGCACCCACUGUCUACCUUCUCAUGAUUUUUCUCUAUAUAUCUUCCUUUCCUGGAGUUUAUUUUAGUGCAGUAAUUACCCACACUACUCUAACAGUAUCUAUGAAAAAAAAAAAAAAAAAGUCUUUCAA
Messenger RNA from Oryctolagus cuniculus (rabbit), 30686 nucleotides. The record is from RefSeq and is a predicted model, not a curated record. NCBI's taxonomy places the organism in Eukaryota, Metazoa, Chordata, Mammalia, Lagomorpha, Leporidae.